Molecule: messenger RNA, 3904 nt
Organism: Cyphomyrmex costatus
Lineage: Eukaryota; Metazoa; Arthropoda; Insecta; Hymenoptera; Formicidae
Gene: Nrg
Product: Neuroglian
Exons: 11
Coding region: 19-3774 (1251 amino acids)
Biological process (GO): axon guidance; cell-cell adhesion; brain development
Cellular component (GO): axon; plasma membrane
Molecular function (GO): cell-cell adhesion mediator activity
Source: RefSeq, a predicted model, not a curated record
UCUAAGUACGAAGUGACAAUGAGAUUUGCCGUGUGUAUUAUUUGCACGCUGGUGCUUGGCACAUCAGCCAUAGUUCAAUCACCGCCACGAAUAUCUAAACAGCCACCAACGGACGAGCAGCUGUUUCAAGUGGCACAAAAAGGUGUCAAUGAAAAUGAUAAACCAUUUCUAAUCGAAUGUGAAGCGGAAGGAGAGCCAGCUCCAACAUAUCGUUGGAUUAAAAAUGGAAAGAAUUUUGAGUGGCCAGCGUAUGACGAUCGCAUUUCUCAACAACCUGGUAGAGGCACUUUGGUUAUAUCAAGACCGAGAGAUGAAGACCUAGGACAAUAUCAGUGCUUUGCUGAAAAUGAUUGGGGCAUAGCUACGUCGAAUUCGGUGUUCGUUCGAAAGGCUGAAUUAAAUUCGUUCAAGGAUGAAAACCCGACCACGUUAAGUGCGACUGAAGGUUCUCCUUUUAAACUUACCUGUCAACCACCCGAUGGCUGGCCUAAGCCAAAUGUUUAUUGGCUAAUUCAGGAUAUUGCUGGUGGUAUCAAGUCAAUCAAUAAUUCGAGGAUGACUCUUGAUCCGGAGGGUAAUCUCUGGUUUAGCAAUGUUACAAGAGACGACGCUUCGGACGAUUUUUAUUAUGCCUGUGCCGCCACAUCUGUGUUCAGAAACGAAUACAAAGUAGGCAAUAAAGUUUUGCUAAAUGUAAUUUCUACAGGCGCAUCCACCGGUCAAAACAAAUAUCCUCCUGAAAGACAAUAUGUCACCAGGAAAAAUGAGGUUGCUUUACGCGGCAAAAAGGUAGAACUCUAUUGUAUAUUCGGAGGGACGCCUUUGCCACAGAUGGUUUGGAGUAAAAACGGUAGAGUGAUCAAGCCGAGCGAUAGAAUAAUUCAAGGAAAUUAUGGCAAGUCUCUUAUUAUAAAACACGUCAAUUUUGAGGACCAGGGGCAAUACACCUGCGAAGCAUCAAACGGAGUGGGUCGAGCCCAAUCGUAUUCUAUAAAUCUACAAGUAAUGGCCGUACCGUAUUUUACUGUUGAGCCGGAGUUCGUGAAUGCUGCGGAGGAUGAGACUGCAGAAAUCAAAUGCGAAGCUAGUGGAGUGCCCGUUCCCGAAAUCAAGUGGAUCCACAAUGGCAAACCGAUAUCUGAAGCACGGGAAAAUAGAAGAAGGAAAGUCACGCCAAAUUCCAUUAUCAUUGAGAGGUUGGAGAAAAAUGAUACGGGAAAUUAUGGAUGCAACGCUACCAAUUCAUUGGGAUACGUUUACAAGGAUGUAUUUAUAAAUGUAUUGGCACUCGCGCCGGAUAUCACGCAACCGCCUAUGAAUUUAAGUUCAGUCGAUGGCAGGACCAUUCGGAUUACAUGCCGCGUCUUCGGCGCACCUAAACCCGAGGUCAAAUGGAUCAGAAACGGACAAGAAUUAACCGGCGGUCGUUACAAAAUUCUAGAUGUAGGCGAUUUGGAAAUUGAGAAUGUGAUAUUCCUGGAUGCUGGUGCUUACACGUGCUAUGCCAAAAAUAAAUUAGGUGAGGUGAAUGCGUCCGCUACCUUGAUGGUGAAAGAGCAUACUAGGAUAACGGAUACGCCAGAGGAUUAUGAGGUCGCAGCCGGUUCUACUGCCACAUUUAGGUGCAAUGCUGUUACUGAUCCUACUUUACCUCUAACCAUAGACUGGCUGAGUAAUGGCCAACCAAUAGACUUUGAGAUGGAACCGAGAUUUGUACGAAGUUCCGAUUAUUCUCUGUUGAUCACAAAGACGACCGAAUUGGAUUCUGGUGUCUACACAUGUGUCGCCCACACUGAUCUCGAUGAGGCGAAAUCGCAAGCGACAUUGAUAGUUCAAGAUGUACCUAAUGCGCCGAGAUUAAUCAGUAUCAGAUGUCAGCCUAACUCGGCCCAUGUACAAUGGAUACCUAUGGGAGAUAAUAGAUCUCCAAUUCUACGCUACACGAUCCAAUACAAUACUACCUUUACACCGGAUACCUGGGAGAUAGUUUACGAUAACGUUCCAGCUACGGAUCUGACAUACGAAGUGCCUAUGUCACCCUGGGCUAAUUACACGUUCCGUGUUCUUGCGUGGAAUAAAAUAGGCACUUCUCUACCGUCAUCACACAGCGAUGUUUGUACUACCUUGCCAGAUCUUCCUCAUAAAAAUCCGGACAAUGUCAUGGGCAAGGGUUUAACGCCACAAAAUUUGGUUAUUUCAUGGACAGUCAUGCCACAGAUAGAGCAUAAUGGCGCCAAAUUUGAGUAUAAAGUAUUUUAUAGAAGAGAUAUACGGGGUGAAGAUUGGAUUACAAAUAAUAUACAUGAUUGGAGAAGAAAUACUCUUGUGAUAGAAAAUCAACCUACUUAUCAAAGAUAUAAAAUUAAAGUUGUUGCGAUAAAUGAGAAAGGAGAAAGUAGAGUUCCAGCCAAAGAAGUUAUCGGAUACUCCGGAGAAGACGUACCCCUACAAGCACCCGGCAACUUUACAGUCGAUAAACCAAUAUCUAGUACAUCUGCUUAUGUGCGUUGGAGUCCGGUACCUGAGGAUUCGGUAAGAGGCGAAUUACUAGGAUACAAAAUUCAAACGUGGACGGAGAGGGACGGUGAAAAGGGAAUGCGUGAGAUUGAUAUUCGCGGUGGCAAUAAAACGGAAGCAUUAAUCGAGAAGUUUGUUCCAUACAGCAAAAAUUUCGUGAGAAUGCUCGUUUACAACGGCAGAUACAACGGUCCUACGAGCGAAACUUUAAAUUUUAAUACACCGGAAGGAACACCAGGGACAGUACUCGGUUUAGAAGCAUUUCCCAUGGGAUCCAGUGCGCUAUAUUUAGCAUGGCUGCCGCCCGCAGAACCGAAUGGUAUUUUAACUGGAUAUAAAAUUUAUUAUCAGGCUGUGAAUGGCACAAAGCUGGGAACGUUACUUGAGAGAAAGCCACAUGUUACGAAUCCACAAGCUAAGAGUGCCAAAUUAGCCACAUUAGCGCCCGAUACGAUGUACCGCGUUCACAUACGUGCCACAACUGUUGUUGGUGAAGGCAAUGACUAUUUUAUUGAGCAAAAAACAAGAACGUCUCAACGACCUGACAUCCCACAAUUUAUAUGGGAAACUAUACCAGUGGAGAAUGGAUAUUCAAACGUACGAAUCAUUUGGGUACCGAAUUUUAAUGGUAAUCCGGGAAGCCAUUUCUUUGUCAAGUAUAAACUGAGAGGUGAAACGAUAUUUUUAAUGACGGAUCCCGAAUUCCAGUCGAAUAGUAUUGAGGUUCGCGGUCUUCAAAGCGGUGAAGUCUAUGUAAUGUCAAUUGUCGCUGUCGAUGGAGACUACAUGAGCGAGAGUGUUUAUCAAGAGGUACACACGAGUAGUGAAGGGCCCAUUAUUCAACCAAAAGAGAAUGUAGCGACAGCCGGUUGGUUCAUCGGAAUGAUGCUAGCAAUCGCUAUCCUCCUUUUAGUAUUGAUAAUCGUAUGCGUAAUUAAACGAAAUAGAGGCGGAAAGUAUGCGGUACACGAGCGAGAAUUGGCCGCUGGACGUGGGGAUUAUCCCGAAGAAGGUGGAUUCCACGAAUACUCGCAACCAUUGGACACCAAAUCGGCUGGUGGACGCACGUCUUUGGCGUCUUCUUCUCAUCAGGAUGGUAAACAUCCUGAAUCUGAUACCGAUUCCAUGGCAGAGUAUGGCGAUGGUGAUACAGGACGCUUUACAGAGGAUGGAUCCUUUAUUGGACAAUACGGACCUAAAGGUAGACCAGAGGGGACACCACCUAUUCCAACUGGUACUAUGGCCACGUAUGUGUAACAUCCGCAACUAACUUAAUCAAAGCCGCAUAAAAACUUUUUUCUCAUUACGGUUAAGGAUCCUCCUGAUCCUCGACUAUUGCAGCAGCUCUGCUAUGCACCUUGCGCUGGGCGCAAUGUCCAACACUAUA